CACUGCUUACCUAAUCAAAGAUGGCUUGGGAGUUGGGAUUCCGCAGACUUGAAUGGGCCAUGACCAAAUUUCAGAAACGAAAAACGUGGGCUAUAUAACCUUCGACAACAUAAAAAACACGGCGUACUUUGAAUUCAACCUCAAAAUGCUUCGAGAAGAGAUUUCACAAUUGGAAGUGACGUCGAGAAUCGUUCAUCGUUUUCUUUGUUUUGUCCAUCAGAACAUAUUCUCCCUUAUUUGAGAAUUCCUUUUUGUUUUUUAGGAAACGUUUUCAUUUCAUUACGAUGUGAUUGCAGUAAUUCUCCAGAGGAAUCUGAUGCGGCGGGCGUCGAGGGCAUCGGGAAGACGAGAUGGGUUUGCCCAGUAGGUAACUGAGUAGAUAUUUGGGAGAUUGAAUUGGGGUUUAGAUGGAGAUGGAGAUGGAGAUGGAGGUGGAGUUGCAGUGCAGGCCAACCAAUAUGGUCCCUUGGUAAUUGGGAUGAAUGAAAGAGUUGUCACCGGUUAAAAGGGAAAACGAAAAUGUAGACCACGCGUGAACCGACACGGUGUGACCAUUAUGUUGUCAUAAUAAUAGUCAAUGGAGUCGUAUCAACUAAAAGCCACCGCUUCCACCCAACUUGAGAAAAUGGAAUCAACAUUGGUGGCCAUCCUAGCUAACCGAUUUUCAUGUGAGGCUUGAUUUCUUUAUGCGAAUAUGGUAUGUUCUGUUAGGCCUAUCAAGUGGUUAGCCCUUUGUUUUGAGGUGUUGGGGACUGAAUUGGCUACUAAUAAGAAACUUAAGCUUCAUUCGCCUCAACAGAGCUCCUGCUUAGGAGGGACACUGAUGUGGCUACUAACCAGAAACUUGACCUAGGACCUAAUUUACUCUAUUCAGAAUAUGCCUUCUCAUGGUUCGUCCUUAGGCUUACCUGUGUUCAAAUUUCAUUCACACAGUCUGUAAUGAAAUAUCAGUAUCUUCCUAUUCUAUCUAAUGUCAUAGGCGUUGGGCCUGUACUAAUGAGUAAUGACGAACUUGGGCUGGCUGGCCUUUCCUUUCUGGACUUGAGCAACUUCUUCUCUCUGCUAGGAAAUUGUUAAGACUUGGGCCAUCAUAUUUAGGUUGUUGGACAACUCACCCAUAUAAUGUAAGAUUUAUUAAAAUUCUGGAAAAAAAAAAAUGAGACGGAUGAUAGACUCACAUUAUAGAUGAAAAAAAUGACGAGGGAAAAAAGGUGACGAGGCUUACGAUACGUAGGGGUAGAAGGAGGUGGUGGUAAAGAAGCAGGCAUGAGUUCCAGAGCUUUUGGGGGAGGGGGAAUAGGGAUUUGGGGGCAUAUAGCUUCUUGGAUUUGAUUCGCCCGACAGACUGAAGUGCCCCCCCACAAGUCAUCCAGGAAAGAUACUCAACAAGAUAUUUUAGUUUUACUAUUUUACCCUUUCUCUCUCCUAUUCCAAGAUCCCGUCCCCAGCUGUCCACAUGCACCUGUUCCCACCAGUGGAGCGAUUGACCAGAGAAUUUUAAAGAGGGGCAUUUCCGUCAGAAAACAACAUGAAAAGACGUCUCCCCAUUAAACGCCGGCAAUUCGGUCAUUUAAAGAGUAAACAGAGUUUCAUCUGGGCAGCUACAGCAGAGUCAGCCCGCACGAGGUAGCAGCAUCUCGUCUGGUUGAGUUGCUACUGACUCAGUGGUCUGUAAGAUCUCACACCAACCAAUGGCUUCUGAGGAUGCCCAGGAUCAUCGUAUUGCUCGAAUUUCUUCUGCGAUUCGGGUCAUCCCCGACUUUCCCAAACCAGGUAUUAUGUUUCAGGACAUAACAACAUUGCUUCUCGACCCUCAGGCUUUCAAGGACACUAUCGAUUUGUUUGUUGAGAGAUACAAAGGGAAAAACAUCUCUGUUGUUGCAGGUAUUGAAGCAAGAGGUUUUAUAUUUGGUCCGCCAAUUGCAUUGGCCAUUGGAGCAAAAUUUGUCCCCAUGAGAAAACCUAAUAAAUUGCCUGGGGCGGUUAUUUCUCAAGAGUAUGCAUUGGAGUAUGGAACAGACAAAAUUGAGAUGCAUGUUGGGGCUGUACAAGCUGGAGAACGGGCCUUAGUCAUAGAUGAUCUCAUUGCAACUGGGGGAACGUUGUGUGCUGCAAUCAACCUCCUUGAACGGGUUGAGGUGGAUGUGGUUGAGUGUGCUUGUGUCAUUGAAUUACCAGAGCUAAAGGGUAGGGACCGAUUAGGAGACAAACCACUGUUUGUCCUUGUAAGUGCAGCUUGAUCUCACAGUUCCUGUGGUAUAACUUCAAGCAGGUGGUUGGAGUUUAUGAUUGCUAGAGCUUUUCUCUGAAGUUGGAGAACCUUAAUGACCCAGCUCGAUUGAAGGGAAGAGAAAAUUGUUUGGUAAUGAAGGGUUUUCUCUAGGUUAGGUAGUUGGAGACCUGAAAACAAUUGGUUGAUCAAAGUAAUAAGACUUUUCAGGUUAGGAGGAUUUAUAUAAUUCUUCGUUUUUUAAGGAAAUGGCCAGAUUCAACGCCUGACUGUUGGUUAAAUAUACAUAAAAACCUUACCCGGUUUUCUCUUGUGAACACCAUUAAUUGUGUUUACUUUUAUUGAUGCAAAAAAUUGUGUGUUGAUGCUUUAA
Vitis vinifera (wine grape) is the source of this 2603-nucleotide messenger RNA. Its product is annotated as adenine phosphoribosyltransferase 1, chloroplastic. The transcript is spliced from 6 exons. The record is from RefSeq and is a predicted model, not a curated record. Gene Ontology annotation, cellular component: cytoplasm; cytosol. Gene Ontology annotation, biological process: adenine salvage. Lineage: Eukaryota; Viridiplantae; Streptophyta; Magnoliopsida; Vitales; Vitaceae. Gene Ontology annotation, molecular function: adenine phosphoribosyltransferase activity. Bases 1692 to 2240 code for a protein of 182 amino acids.